AUGGACUGCGAUAUGAAGAACCACCUCCUGUACCCAACCUACAUGACUCUGCCCACGGAGAUCGACCUCGUACUGUCGCCGGGCCAUUGGCAAGCACGCGGCUGGUUCCUUGCCGUCGAGGUUGUCUCCGUCGAGAGAAUCGAGGGCUACAAAGCACUCCUCCGCGUCUUCGACCAGGAAAAGAUCCACUUCGACCUGAUAAUCGAGUUCCAGGGCACCGAAGCUUGGACCUUCCCCCUGGACAAAGUCAGGGAAACUGAUGCUCUUCUCAUCCGCGACGCUGUCAUGAGCCAGCUUCCGAAUGGGGAGCUCGGGGUCACUGUUGUUGGUACGAAGCAGAUAAAGGUCAUUCCCUACGCGCUGCUGUAUCUCAAGAACACCAGUAAACACCUAGUCAAAGCACGCACUCAGAAGAACGGUCACCACGUUUGCUUCUACUGCCAGAAAACGGGGACUGAGGAAGAGCGGGUUCCCCCUUGCGAGGGAUGUCUGCUUGUCUACUUCUGCGACAAGGCAUGCAGGGCCAAGGCUAUGAACUUCAAAUGGCAUUACCUCCAAUGUCAAAUGCUCCAGGACGACGACGUCGGUGCCGUGUUUGCUGGCAACUGGGAAGACGUUCGCGAGUUCUCGUCGACCUUCCUUGUGAAGAACGACCCCUGA
Messenger RNA from Aspergillus calidoustus, 660 nucleotides. NCBI's taxonomy places the organism in Eukaryota, Fungi, Ascomycota, Eurotiomycetes, Eurotiales, Aspergillaceae. The record is from the annotation of a GenBank genome assembly.